AUGGCGGAUGGACGGCAUCACCACCACAGCCGCCGGGCGCCAACCACAGAUGCUUUUGAUGCGGCCGAGCUCACGCGUUCCUUUGAACAUUUGUUGCGCAAUAAGAGAUUCGAUCGCCUUCAUGGACUCUCCCGCUCUCGCGCUCGCACACAAUCUCCGUCGCCGGCGCCCCUGCGGUCGCAACCGCCCCAUCCCUCGCAAGCACCACCAUCACCCCCAUCAUCAACCACACAAUCGCGACCGCCUUCGCCAUCACCUUCGCCAUCACCUUCGCUACGAGGUCUCCCCAUUGUCCCACACCCCCCACAAGACCCAAACGCCGUCAGAUUCCGAAAUCUCCUCCACGUCCUCUCCGUAACGCCGACAAAAUACGAGAACCCCGGCCUUCUCGAUGACGCUCUCUCUGUGAUUCCGCUGGACAGGUUAUAUUCCGAAGCUGAUGAGGAGAGUCAAAUAUUUCAAGCACAGGCGCGGAGCCUGAAGAAGCGGCCGGAAUGGGGUUAUCAGGACUGCGUCAUCAGGGCUCUUUUAAGGUGGUUUAAACGGUCGUUUUUCCAAUGGGUUAACAACCCUCCUUGUUCACGAUGCUGCAUGCCCACGAUCGCUCAGGAUAGGACCCCUCCCACACCAGACGAGGCAGCCCGCGGAGCCACUCGAGUCGAAUUGUACAGAUGCUCACAGCCGUCAUGCGGCGCAUACGAACGGUUUCCACGGUACUCAGACGUCUGGCAAUUGCUACAAACCCGACGGGGCCGCGUAGGAGAAUGGGCCAACUGCUUCAGCAUGUUCUGCCGCGCCUUGGGCGGUCGUGUGCGUUGGGUCUGGAACUCUGAAGAUUAUGUGUGGACUGAGGUUUAUUCCGAACACCAGAAGCGGUGGGUUCAUGUUGACGCGUGCGAAGAAGCAUGGGAUCAACCUCGCCUCUAUGCUGAAGGAUGGGGUCGCAAGAUGUCUUACUGCAUUGCCUUUUCUAUUGAGGGAGCUACAGAUGUCACCCGCCGAUAUGUCCGGAAUCCUGCCAAACAUGGUGCACCACGGUCGCGCGUUUCGGAGGAGGUUCUCGUAUGGGUGAUUCAAGAAAUCCGAAAAAUGCGUCGCGACAACCUCGGCAAGGACGACCACAAACGCCUGUUGAAAGAAGAUGACAGGGAAGAACGAGAGAUGCGCAUGUAUACCGUCUGCUCUCUCGCUGCCGAACUGAACAACCUGAUGCUCAACCCUCCCUCUACUCGAUCAGACGAACAAAAGAGACCACAAGCUGCGGAUUCCCCAGCGGCGUGGGCCAACAACCUGCAAAGGUCUGGCCAUUCCGGGCCCGAUGGAUCUCAGGGCCGAUAA
Messenger RNA from Aspergillus calidoustus, 1338 nucleotides. Lineage: Eukaryota; Fungi; Ascomycota; Eurotiomycetes; Eurotiales; Aspergillaceae. The record is from the annotation of a GenBank genome assembly.